AGAAGAUCCAAAACGAACAACGACACUUCUUCCACACUGCAGUCGCCAUCAUCUAUCAUCAUGGCGCCGAUGAUGACACGUAGUAACGCGCUCGUCUCUCUUUCAGAUGACCUACCUCCUCCUCCCCAGCAGAGAUUUCGUGAAGCCAGCUGGCAGUUUGUAGCACCUCAAUCUCGAUCCGAUCGUGAGCUAUCUGAAGAACCACCUUCAUCCUAUGAUGAGGAUGCAGACGUCGGUUCUAGAGCAGAAGAAGAAGAUUAUGAUUAUGAAAACCAACCUCCCCUGACUAGUCCAGAUGACCACGAAGACAUUCUCCAUCCCCUGCGUGAAGCUGCAAACAGAGUCGGAAGAGAGGUAGAGCGAUUCGCAGAAGUCUUAGAUGCCUACAAUCCUAAGAGAACGAUCAUAGAUGAUGAACGACGGGAGAUGAUGUUCGACUUGAUCGAACUUUAUCACGGUGUUGCAAAGGACACUGUGCAGCGACUGGAAAAGAGUCAUGCGACGGAGAUACGAAAGGUUGCGCGCCAAUCGAGGAAGAAGGUAUCCAGCUUUGCGGCCCCCACUACCGAUGACAAGAUGGACGUCGAGGAUUCCGAACAAGGCUCCCCGUACUCUCAGCAACAGACGAGCCUGACAGAUCUGGAGCGUUGGAAACAGGAAGAACAGACUUGGGAUCUCUUGCGUCGCCUUGUUCAACUCAGAUUCCCAUCGCCUGACUCUGUAGCCACAACUGCUGGACACAAACGGGUCCAUCAGUACUCCACGCAACGUGAUAUUUGGGAGCAUUUUCUCGAGACAGAUAAGCUCGCUCUAGAGAGAAAAACUGUUCUGCAAUGGUUGGAAGCAACGGCCGAGAAUAAUCGUGAGGAUAUUACGGAACUGGUGAAAGAUCUUCAACAGAAUGCUGAUCGAGGAGAAAUUACUGCUCACGGGUGGAUUCAUACCAAGGCAGCAAUCAAGAAACAGAAGAUUCACAACUCCUCUUCCGGCCCACUCGACCCAACAUCGGCACCAAGAGAUCUCUUCAAUCUUGCUGGGACAGAACCUCUAGUCACACAACUAGACCCCGAUGCCACAACCCGCCAGCGGCGUCGACUAGAAAUCCAGGAUGAGCAUUUCGAACGGUCCAUUUGGCUAGCAUGCUACGAGAUGCUACGCCGCGGAUGGGACUCGAGACGUAUUCGAGAGACUUGCGAGGAGUACACAGAGAUUUGGAGAGCCAUUAGCAUGUCAGGCUUCCCAGAUCAAACCUCACAAAACGAAGAUAUCUCUGGCAACGCAGACGCGACUGCCCUUUGGCGACGAAUGUGUUUCACUCUUGCCCAUAAUGGAGGGGGCGAUGACUACGAGCGAGCAGUCUACGGUAUUCUGAGCGGCGACAUCUCUAGCGUAGAGCCUGUCUGUGAUUCAUGGGACGAUUUCGUCUUUGCUCACUACAAUGCGCUACUUAGGGCACAGUUCGAUAGCUACCUGGAGCAAGUUCAACCUCGGAACAACAAGCCUGUUGGUUCGUCACACACUGGCGUGUUUGAUGCAGUGCAGUUCUACGGCGACCCUCUCAGUGCUGGGAAACGACUUGUCAGCCAUCUUCAAACUCAUCCUCGAACCUCGGAGGAAACGGUACAGCCUAUGAAGAUGCUUCAAGGAGUUCUGAUUGCCAACGACUUUUCGAAUUUUAUCUAUCAGCAAGGCCUCGCUUUGUCAAAAUUUGCUAAUGCUAAGGGGGUAUCAAGUCUCAUACCACCGAACAGAAAUCAGCCCGAGAAUGAGGAUUUCACCAAAUACAUUGCCUUGGAUGACCAUGACAGUUUGAGAGUGCUCACUCAUGUUUUGCUUAUAUUCAUGGGACUGGGUCUUGACCUUGGUGGCGUCUUUCGUGAAACCGAGGUGGAAAAUGUCAUUGUGGCGUAUAUAAGCUUCCUUCGACUUGCCGGCAAAGAAGAACUAAUUCCCUUAUACUCAUCUCAAUUGUCUGGGCAACGAAGAUACGCUAUUCUGUGCCGAAAUCUAAUCGAUGUUACCGACCACGAACAACGCGUCACACAGAUCAAGUUGAUGAGAGAACUAGGCCUUGAUGUGCAAGAGUUUGUUGGCUUGCAAGCGCGAUUCUUGUUGAGCGACUACGAGGAUACCGUCUCUUCAUUUCCUGCGUCUGGUAACUUCAAGCUGUUUGACGAUUCCCCUGUGCCCAAAGGAACUCAUCGAAGAGUUCGCAAGGACUUCUUUGGUGAGGAUCCUGAUAAAAUUGACAGGGUCGAUAUGCUCUUGAUAAGAAGCUUAGAAUGGUAUCUCUUGGUAGAUGGGCUCUGGAAGCAGACCUUUACUGUCGGGACCAUGUUAUAUCUGCGUUUCUUCAAGCACAUGCAUCUGAAUGCGGCACGAAAGCUUGCAGUGAGGGUUUCAGCUGCCAUGAUUUGUCAGAUCAAGACUCGAGCAAUUCUGGGAGACAGCUAUGAUUUCGAGUCGCUGGAAUUAGGCGAUGAUGAGGAUCUGACAGAGGUGCUCGAUGGUUCAGCUGAUCAGAAAAGGCUGCUACGCAAGCAUCUACUUGAUGAAGCCAAGAAUUACAGAGAACUAGAGAACCUCAUAGAAUGUCUGGAUAAUAUCGAGACAGUUGCGAGUAUGGAAUGUCUGAUCAACGAACAAAGUGAUGUCAACACUUGGCAGAAGAGCUGGAGACAGCAGCUGGCAGCAGCACUCAAACCAACCAAGUUUACCGUGCAACCGCUCCUCAAGGGCUGGCUGACAACUUUUCAAAAUGAAAAUCUCGCAGCUGACUUGAGACGUCUCCGCGAGGCAUACCUUCCAGAGACUCUUCUAGCUUACAUCACCACAUUGCAAUUUGCAGGCCAGCAUCUCAGCCGUGAUUUCUUGUUAGAGUGCAUGGAUUUUGCUACUAUGGUCGCCGAUGAGGACUCUGAUCUGCUAAGUGUGUUCAUGAGUACAGGACAGAUGCAAGAACUCGUCGAGACUCUUGCUUUCUCUAGCAAGAACCUGCUCUUAGCAACCUCACAAAAGCCAGGAUCAUCGAAGAGUAAGAAGUUGAGGAUGAAGGGAUGGACGCAUGACUUGUGGAGCGUAAAGAAAGAAGAUCUGAAUGAGCGUGGCAUCGCAGAACACUAAGCAGGAGGUGAGCUUGAGCUUGUAUUGUAUCUCAGAGGGAAUGUACUCGUAGGGGAUUCUGAAAAUGCCAAUAAUCAUCUGCGCUGGGUGCGCACGAACUUGCAGCGAUCCGAGCUUGUGUGAUAGUGAUUUUGUGUGCCUAGCACGGUAUAUAGAACAAUACGGCUGCGCCACCACACCUGCUCGCGAUGAACAACUUGGACGAGUCAAAGCGACUGGACGGUAUGUUGGAUAUGUGGGCAUGACACGGGAUAGGAGCACAAGGAGCACAAUUG
This is a messenger RNA of Mollisia scopiformis, 3398 nucleotides long. RefSeq lists its product as uncharacterized. The transcript is spliced from 7 exons. Gene Ontology annotation, molecular function: structural constituent of nuclear pore. Gene Ontology annotation, biological process: mRNA export from nucleus; post-transcriptional tethering of RNA polymerase II gene DNA at nuclear periphery; protein import into nucleus. Gene Ontology annotation, cellular component: nuclear pore outer ring; nuclear pore. Lineage: Eukaryota; Fungi; Ascomycota; Leotiomycetes; Helotiales; Mollisiaceae. The record is from RefSeq and is a predicted model, not a curated record. The coding region runs from base 61 to 3123 and encodes 1020 amino acids.